GGACGGACGGUCGAGUCGAUUCGGUUUUGCUCUCUGCUGGGUGGGAUAUAUGAUGAUGACUUUGAUAUGAUGUGUGCUGUCAUGCCGUAAUGUGGUGCAGGUAUAGACGUUUCCUGUCUUUCUAUUCCAGGACCUUCCUCCAUGAGUAAACUGUAAUUGACCCUUGCUUUGUGUGCAAUGGCAGACAAACAAAACAGUAAAUUAUCAUCAAGUAGGAGUAAUGAGGAUGAAGAGUUGCUUAAGGAGUUGUGUUCUGUCAAUGGCGUCAAGUAUAGCAAGCUGGUUCAGGGAGGUAGUGAUCCAGUUACAUCUUUGGAGAUGUUCUUCUCUGGUUAUCACCGUAUUUCAGGAAUGAAUAAUUUUCCCAAUUUGAGCAUCUUGAUUCUAAUGGGCCAGGAUAUAACUAAGAUUGAGGGAUUGUCUACCUGCACAAAGUUGACAGAGCUAUGGAUUUGUGAGUGCAAAAUUAAGGUGAUUGAAGGUUUAGAUGCAUGUAACAAGAUGACCAUACUGCAUCUAUACAGCAACUAUAUCAGUCAGAUAACUCACAUCAGUCAUCUCCAGUAUCUAGAAGUACUUGGACUUGCUAACAACACCAUUGUGAAUAUUGAGGGAUUGAGUAGAUUAACCAGAUUGAGAAGUCUAAACCUAGCUUCUAACAGAAUUGAAAAAAUUGGACAUUGCUUUGAUGCUAACACCAAACUUGAAGUUUUGAACCUGUCCGGAAAUAACAUAUGCUCUUUUAAAGAACUAACUCAUCUUGUGAGGCUUUCUUCAUUGAAACACUUGGGUUUAAAGGACCCGAUGUAUGGUCCUAACCCAGUGUGUUAUCUCUGUAACUACUCUACACAUGUCAUGUAUCAUCUACCUCAUAUUGAUAGGCUGGAUUCAUAUGAUGUGUCCAAUCAGAGUCUCAGGGAAAUGGCUGAGACCACUGUUGUGAAGAAGAAAAUGUACUAUAACAUGCGUGUCAAGACAAUCCAACGUACAUUAGCUGACAUGAUACAUCAUAUCAACAAAGAGAAGAGAUUGCUAACUAGAACUACCAGGGAUAGACUCAGGUUGCUUUGCUUUAGCAUUAAGGAGAUUGAAAGGUACACAUCAGAAGUACAAAGUAAUAAGGUGACCUCCAUUGACAGUCAUUUACACCAUGAUAAUGAGGAAGAGCAGCAUGGGAGUGGUACAGAGAGUGAUACACAAGAUACAACAACAAACAAUGUAGCAAACACUGUCAGUAAGCUACACACUAAACUACAAGCAUUGAUAGAGAGGAAACAAUUGUGCACUCAGCUUAUUCAACAGAUGGAUGUGUAUCACGGUGAAGCUAUUGCUAAUGUCAAACACACCACAGAGGUCACUAUUAAGAGGCUGCUAGCUGAGCUGGAGAGUGGUGGCAAUGUGCGAUUUGAAGAAGGACAAUCAUCAGACUUAUGGUUCUCAUCAUGUCAUGACCUGAUCUUGUCACGUUUCUGUGCUGCGGAUUACAAAGUUCAUGAUAUCCUUGGUAUAAAGAUACAUCGAAUCACCAGAGUACACAAUAGAAUGCUGAGAUAUCGCUUUGAUAACAAGCUUGUUGCUGUCACAGAGGAAGAGGAUACUUCUAGUAUCAGUAGGACACCUACUCUGAAAAGACUGCAGGAGUAUCUGUUUUUCGUCUGGGAUCCUGACUUACCAGGUGGAGAAUAUGAACCUAUGAAGAUUCUAGAAGAGGGACCGAUGGACAGUGAGACAUACCAUCAACUUGGACGUGAUGGAGCAGUGCCGUUGUCUAACAGUGUUAGUCUAUGUGAUAAACCUCGUAUACAGUCAGCUGUGAGUAGAUCGAUGAAGGAAGCAAGCUCUGAUCCAUGUCCAUUUAGACAUGGACAGCUAGUUGUAUGUAAAGUCUACUUAGGAAAGAGUCUUCCUGCAUUGGAUGUAAAUAUGAAAGUAAACAAGCAAUUCUAUCCAAAUGCUGAUUCAGUGUUCCGACCUAAGAAUUUCAGCGUGACUGACAGUGAUGCACAAUGUGAAUGUUCAGCCAGACAGUGUGAAUGGUUCAUCUUUGAUCAUGAAAUGGUACUUCCAGAAUAUGUGAUUGACUUUGAAUACAUAACAAAGGACAAACCUCCUUCACCAUUGAUUGACUUAUAUGAAGCUAAGUCAGCAGAACGUAAGAUGCCUGUAGCCAUUCAUCAGGAUGCACAUAUUGAUGAAGAUGUCUUACAGAUGGAACCUCAUAUCAAACCCAGACCAAGACUGGUCUCAUUAUCUGAAGAUAUUUUACUAAGGCUAGGAGCUGCAAGUUGCCUGACCUUAAUCACAGUGCUGAAUCUACAUGGCAAUGGAUUAACUAAAUUAAAGAGCUUGGCUAUGCUAACAUCACUGCAGAAACUCAUUGUCAGUUUCAAUGAACUGUCCAAGUUGGAGGAUCUUGCACAUAUGGCAAGUCUGGAGUACAUUGAUGCAAGUUUCAACAAGUUGUACACGCUGGAUGCUUUCAGAGGCAUGAGUAAACUAAAGACUCUUGAUCUGAGCUGGAAUGAGUUGAGCAAUACAAAAGAUGAUUUAUCUAUUCUACGUAAACAUGCACCAGGAUUAGUGUGUUUAGACUUGAGAUACAACAGCUGGCAGAAGCCUGAUGGUUUAAGACUGCGUACCAUAGGGAGACUGAAAUCCUUAUCAAUGCUAGAUGGCCAAGCAGUGACUGAGAGUGAAGCAACUGCAGCUUUACGUAUGGCAGCUGGAUCUCGUAUAUCUCAAGUAUCAUUACUAGCUCAUACCAGGACUGAUGUAGUUCGGCCAAGAAGCUUAAGUCUUGCAUCAUGUGCACAGCUGCUUACACUCAUUAGUCGCAAUAAACCAGACCGAUUGAGUGAGAAUGACAGCAACUGGUAUAGCAAGGUGACUACACUCUACCUGGAUGGACAACACCUCAGUAAACUAUCUAACCUAGAGAGAUUAGAGAACUUACGCUGGGCUUCAUUCAGUGAUAAUGACUUGACAAAGAUUGAAGGCUUGGACCAAUGUAGUCAACUUGAGGAACUGUCUCUGCAAGAUAACUGCAUUUAUAAGCUAGAAGGUAUUGGUAAACUGAGCAAGUUGCACACUCUGAACCUAAGUUGUAAUAACAUCAGCUCUAUAGAAGCAUCAGGGUUGGAAAGAUUGACUCAGCUACAAUGUCUGGCACUCAGUAAUAACAGGAUUUCAUCUCUGACUGGUAUUGCACAAGUCUUGUCACUGCUGGAGUUGUACAUUGGUAAUAAUUACAUCAAGAACAUGAGAGAGGUCUUCAAUCUGAAGAAUCUGCCAAACUUUGUCAUCUUAGAUCUGUGUGGUAACCCUGUAGCCUCAGUGGAUAAUUACAGGUUGUUUGUCGUUUAUCAUCUCAAGACACUAAAGGCAUUGGAUGGCAUUGCAGUGGAAUCUUCUGAAGGGGGUACUGCUAAGGAUAAAUUUGGAGGUCGUUUGACUCAAGACUUUGUUGCAGAGAAGUUAGGUCAUUCUAACUUUCAUGAGGUACGGGAGCUGGACUUUCCCCAGAGUAUCUUGAGACAAGUAGACCUAGGAACUGGAGAACACUUCAUUAACUUGAGAAGUGUGAAUCUAGAGCACAACAACUUGCAAUCCUUCAGUGGUCUUGUGUAUUUGGUGAACCUUAGGGUUUUGUGCUUGAACCACAAUCAUGUUGAAUGUAUUGUACCGCGCCUGAAGGGAACUGGACCUAAGAGUAAUCAUAAAGGAUUCAAAGAAGACCAGGCCGAUCUCUACAGUCCAGGAAACUUCACUCCUAUCCUGGAAAAUCUGGAAGUUCUUCAUUUAGGGUACAAUGGAAUCAGUGAUCUAAUCAAGUUACAGAUCAGUCGCUUACCAUCCCUCAAGGCAUUAUUCCUUCAAGGCAAUGAAAUCAGCAAGGUAGAAGGUCUGGAGAGCCUACAAGAUCUAAGGGAGCUUGUUUUGGACCGCAACAAAAUUAAAGGACUUUCUGAAUAUUCCUUCAUGAAUCAAUGGAACCUCGUUGAGCUUCAUAUGGAAGAAAACAGACUACGUGAACUGUCUCACUUUCAGUAUCUGGAGAACCUUCAAAGACUCUACCUUGGAAGUAAUAGAUUACAGGAUGUAUGCGAGUUGGAGAAGCUUGAGGCAUUACCUAAUCUGAUAGAACUUUCUGUCAUCAGUAAUCCAGUAUCCAGAAGGUUAAUGCAUCGUCCAAUGCUGGUAUUUAGACAGCCCAAUCUAUUAUGUAUUGAUGGAAUUCCAGUCAGCCCAGAGGAGCGUACAAAAGCAGAGAUGUACUUUCUGGAACAACAGCCAGCAUCAACUGUGACUACUACUCAGGAAACUACUCUACCUGGUAUCUCGCCAUACAAGAACCAAGCUGCACCUGUUAAGAUAACUAAUGUCCAAUUACAAGGAGCACCAACAGAGAGACAUAACUGGGGUCAAACUGUUCAGUAUACUACUGUUGAGGAUGCUAUGGGAUACCAACAAGAUAACAUCAGAGCACCAAACAGACGACAGCGAAACUACGUCCACUCUGAUACCAACAUAUCCCCAAGUAACGGUGGAACAAGGGCAGGCCAAACCAACCCUACCCAAGCGGGUCAUCAGAGAGGACAGUACCAACUCCAACAUCAAGUACCAUAUGUACCCCAUCAAGGUCAUUAUCAACGAGGUAGUAAUCAUGAUGAAGCCCAUCAGACUAGAUAUAAUAACAGUGGAGGUAAAGGUAGACCUCAUUAAGUAUCAUCAUGCAUUAACAGUCAUAUUAUUGUUGUCUUAGUUGCUUUCAGGGCAUGACACUUUCACGUCAGGAGUUCGUCGGAGUUCGAACGACGAGACUAACCGCAGAGUAACAAAAGAAAACCCUGACAAUGCCCCUUUCUGAUCAGUGGAAAAAGAUAAGAGACAUCCAGCUGGAUGGCCGAUUAAAGAUGCUAUGUCAGACUUUUGGCCCCAAACAUUAAAAAAUAUUUUUUAUUUUUUUAGUGAAUGGUAUUUC
Molecule: messenger RNA, 4981 nt
Organism: Asterias rubens (European starfish)
Lineage: Eukaryota; Metazoa; Echinodermata; Asteroidea; Forcipulatida; Asteriidae
Product: leucine-rich repeat-containing protein 9-like
Exons: 31
Coding region: 178-4722 (1514 amino acids)
Molecular function (GO): protein binding
Source: RefSeq, a predicted model, not a curated record